Messenger RNA from Lepus europaeus (European hare), 1377 nucleotides. It is a transcript of the gene SAC3D1, whose product is annotated as SAC3 domain containing 1. Gene Ontology annotation, cellular component: nucleus; spindle; centrosome. The record is from RefSeq and is a predicted model, not a curated record. Bases 225 to 1301 code for a protein of 358 amino acids. Gene Ontology annotation, biological process: spindle assembly; centrosome duplication. NCBI's taxonomy places the organism in Eukaryota, Metazoa, Chordata, Mammalia, Lagomorpha, Leporidae. The transcript is spliced from 2 exons.
GCCGGGCUUUAGCGGUGCCGGAGCGAGCGGGCAGUGGGCGUCGUGGGCCGCGUCGCGGUGCUGUCGCGGGGAGGCCGUGUCGCCGGAUCGGGAGAGGGGACGGUGGUGGGCAGGGCCGGAAGCGGCGGCCCUCGGCUCGGCACGCCCCCUGCCCCGAGCCCCGCCGGCCUCGCGUAGGGUCUCCGGGAACGGGGCGAGGGGCCCCGCGCUGCUGAGCGCCCGCCAUGCCCGCCCGCGAGCUGCCGCGGGGCACGUGCCCGGACAUGUGCCCGGCCGCCGAGCGCGCCCAGCGCGAAAGGGAGCGCCGCCUGCACCGCUUGGAAGUGGCGCGAGGGCGCGGCGGGGGCCCGCCCCGCGCCGACCCGCGGCGCACGGUGAAGGAGUACAGCCGGCCGGCCGCGGGCAAGCCCCCGCCCCCGCCGAGCCAGCUGCGCCCGCCCUCCGUGCUGCUGGCCACCGUGCGCUACCUGGCCGGCGAGGUGGCCGAGCGUGAGGACGCCUCGCGCGCCGAGGUGGCCAGCUUCGUGGCCGACCGCUUGCGCGCCGUGCGCCUGGACCUGGCGCAGCAGGGCGCCGGCGACGCCGAGCAGGCGGUGGUGCUGGAGGCGGCGCUGGCCACGCUGCUGGCCGUGGUGGCGCGGCUCGGGCCGGACUCGCCGCGCGGGCCCGCGGACCCGGUGCUGCUGCAGGUGCAGGUGCAGGAGGGCUUCGGCUCUCUGCGGCGCUGCUACGCGCGGGCCGCGGUGCCGCUCGCGCGCCAAGCCGCCUUCCAGGGCCUCUUCCUGCUCUACAACCUGGGCUCCGUGGAGGCACUACGGGAGGUUCUGCAGCUGCCCGCCGCCCUGCGAGCUUGCCCAGCCCUGCGCAUGGCCUUGGAGGUUGACGCCGCCUUCCGCGAGGGCAACACCGCGCGCCUGUUCCGCCUGCUCCGGACCCUGCCGUACCUGCAGAGCUGCGCCGUGCAGGGCCACGUGGGCCGAGCCCGCCGCGAAGCCCUGUCGCGACUCGCUCGCGCCCUGAGCACCCCUAAGGGGCAGGCCUUGCCCCUGGAGUUCAUGGUGCACCUUCUAGCUCUGGAUGGACCCGAGGAAGCACGGGAUCUGUGCCAGGCCCAUGGGCUGCCCGUGGAUGGACAGGACCGGGUUGUGUUCCUGAGGGCCAGCUACGCAGAGAAAGGGCCGCCCCCGGCCGGCGCCUGCCACCUGUUGGUGGCCAGCAAGCUUCGGGGACGCACGAUAGAGGAGGUGGUCAUGGCGGAGGAGGAGGACGAUGGUGUGGACAGACCGAGAUGCCUGGCCUGAGGAGGGAGCCCCAGGCGGGGCACAGCACCUGGACUUCCGUGUUCACGAUUCUCGGCCAGUAAAGGAACCUUGUUUU